Messenger RNA from Symbiodinium natans, 1938 nucleotides. The record is from the annotation of a GenBank genome assembly. Lineage: Eukaryota; Dinophyceae; Suessiales; Symbiodiniaceae.
AUGGCUGCCGAUAUUGUCAGCAAUGAGCCCGCGACGUGUGCGGGGGCCCUUGGCCUCGUCGAAGACGAGCCAGUGCUACAUUUGCGAGUGCGAUCAGCACACCCGGGUCAGAGGGAUUCAGACUGCAUUAAUCUCCUCGUCAUGCCCUUCAACACUUGCAAUAUGAUCAAAACACGCAUCAAGGAACUGCGGAAAGGCCUGAAGGCUGUGCGCGACAAUGACAUUAGGCUGCUUCACAAGGGCAUUGAGCUUCGCGGAGGGUAUCCUUUAGAUUACUACCUCAACACCGCCACCACAAAAGAGAGCCCGGCCGAACUCCAAUACCUCGUCAGCAACCACGGGGCCAAGGCCCAGAAUACCGGUAUGUAUGUCGCACAGCAAGUGCCCACUCCACAUGACCUACUGGACCUGGUGGAUGAAAUCUCAGAUGCAAUGUGUGGCGGAAUCAAGCCCUCCUUGACGGACGAUGGAACGGGCGCAACGUACAUGCUUCGCGGACCCUCAUCUUCGAAACCUCUGGCUGUGUUCAAGCCCAAAGACGAGGAGGCGUUUGCGCCGAACAAUCCUCGAGGUUAUGCGGGAAAGGAAAACUCGAAUGGCCUGCGGCCUGGCGUCCUUUCGACGCAGCAAGCUGCCCGCGAGGUUGCAGCCUUUCUGCUUGACCAUAAGAAUUUCGCGGGAGUGCCUCACACCACUUUGGUACACGCCAAGCAUGAGAAGUUCGUCAACCCUGAUAAGAGCAAGGUUGAAUGGAAAGUUGGAGCGUUCCAACAAUUUGUGAAUUCAUGCGGCACCUCUGGCGACUUCGGGAUGUCAGUCUUUAGUGUUUCAUCUGUGCAUAGAAUUGGAAUUCUGGAUGUCCGGAUCGUGAAUCUGGACAGGAACGACGGCAACCUUUUAGUUGCCGACAACAAGAGGCUGAAGCUCAUACCCAUUGAUCAUGGGCUGUCCCUUCCAGACAGACUAGAGGUGUAUACAUCCGACGUCGUCUGGAUGGACUGGCCACAGGCGAAGAAGCCGUUUGCCCCGGCCGAGCUGGAGUAUAUCAGGAGCUUGGAUGCGGCGAAGGAUGCCAAGAACAUCGAGACACAGCUUGGAGUUCGCCGGGAAUGCCUUCGCUUGCUGGAAGUGACGACAAAAUUACUGCAGUUUGGUGCAGAACGCGGACUUACCCUGUACCAAAUAGGCCUGAUUCUCUACAGAGAGGAUCCGGACGAUGGUGACGGCACGCACAAGCCAAGUGUGCUCGAGGGUAUCAUUGGCAGAUGCGUGGAGUCUGCGUUCGCCUCUAUUGGUCAAUCUUCCGGAACGGCUUCUUCGACUGUGGAGGGCCUUGACCUGUUGUCUUCUUUCCGGCCUGAAGGACGUUCGAUUCGUCGGCAAGUUUCUGGCGGUGGUGGGCAGACACAUCAGCCGCACUUUUACCCAUCUCCGCAACCGUCGCCAAUGAUUGGGCCAGGCCGGCCACCCGCGGAGGGCAUGUUGACAUUCACCCCCCUGGAGAGUGGCGAGUCCGACUCGUUUGACGUGUCCAGAGCAGCCAGUCCCGGUGAACGCACAGGAAUAUCUCCGCAGUUCGAUGGACGCCCCAUGAGCUCAGGCGAGCAAUCUGGAAGCGAGCAUCAUCAUACCACCGAAGCCAAGGAUGACAGCCAGGACGAGUUGACGGAAGGGCGGGGAAGAAGGCGCGACACAGCUGGUAGAUACAGGCGCUCGGUGAGGCCUUCCGCAGCUCGGGUUGCGGCUAAGGAAGGCUCAGGCAGUGAUGCAUCAACCGGCAUCUUCGCAAUACCUGGGCGAGCCAGUUUCCAAUGGCCAGUAAGGCUCGAGAAGGCGUUCUUCCGCCAUCUGGCAGUCGAACUGUGCCUCUACUUCGACAAGCAUUUUCCAGCGGCAGUGACCGUAACAGAAGGAGCUGCCGCUGAUGAGGUCCAGUGA